UUAUAUAACGGAUGAUAUGUGCAAACUUGAGGAUUUGUUGCUGCCAGGUGAUUUACUCAACCCCAAGUUACAAGUAGCAAGUGUGAAGAUUGGCCGGUGCCUGGAGAUUAACUGGAAAUAUGUUGGGACUACAACGUUUCGCCGGCAGCAUCGUCACACAGCUCUAUAGACGCACAUACAGCAGCAAUGCACGUGCGGCACUGGCAACGGCGGCUGCCAGUAAUGGGCAAGGGGCGGGGGUGACGACGGGCACAGGAGCAGCAGCUGAUGCGCCCGAAGGAAAUGCACUGGCUACAGAAGCCAGUGCUAAGAAACCAAAGGUUUCAGGCCAAAUGGUAGCCGCGGCUUUUGAAUCACUGCGAAAUGAGAAAACCGGCGAAAGCUCAAGCAGCGCCGCAGUAGUAAAUAAUAUUGACGAGCGUAUUGUGAAUGCCAAGACAGUCAAUGGUCUGUUGGCUAUUACGGAGAACAACAAUUCAUUUUCGCGUAAGCACGCGCUGAAGAUUGUUUCCAUCCUCGCUGAAUGGAGCACAAUAAACCGCGUCAAGCUGUCAGAGUUCGAAAAUGAUACGAGAUUCCUGCGCAUCUGUCGCAUGUUAGGGCGCACUACGCCCAAAAAUGGCAAGAAUUCCACUGAGCAAACCAACAAUGGCUCAAAACGCAUUUCCGGUUUUCGCACGGAUGAUCUGAAUACGGUCCUCGGUGUGGCCGGCGAUGAUGAGGCAGCCAAGCUUAUAGCCAGCAUUAGCUUAUCGCAAAUGGUGAAGGUCAUGAGCACAUUGGCACAACGUAAACGUCGCUCUACGCCACUGCUGCGAUCGCUAGCGUUCAACAUAAGCAGCGCGUCGGAGCAACUGGAUCUGAAGCAGGCAGCCGAUGUGCUGUACGCUAUGGCAAUGCUAAACUUUCAGGAUUCUGUUCUGGGAGCUAAAAUUUGCGCAGAUGUGCAGUCGGCGCUGCCAAAGAAUUCCGAAAAGUCUUCUGUGGUGGGCUCGGUGCUGACCAGUUUGGGAAUACUGCGCUAUAGGGAUUUGGACAUAUUGGAAUCAUUGACGCAAUGGCUUUUGAAAAAUUCGGAAAUCUGUCGACCACAGGAUCUAAGCGCUUAUUUUCAAACUUCGGCUUUGCUAAACUUUAAGAGCGCACAGCUGGAGGAUGUAAGCAAAAAGCUAUCAAAAUCCAUUAUUCGUGAGGACUUUACCAAGCAAGUGGACUGGCUAAACUAUGUGUGGUCGCUUAGUAUGCUCGGCCUUGUUGACCACAGUCAGCUGGCGUCUGUACUGGACGCAACCUUCGUGGAACAACUGAAAAGCGAAAAAACUGGACUGUCGCCCACUUGCAAAAUGAGGUUGCUGAAUCUGAAUAGCUAUGCGCAGCUACUGACUACAGACUACAAAGGUGCCUUGCUGCCAGCGGAUAGUCCGGUGUACCAGGUGCCCAUGGCGCAUACCAAGUCCAAACAGAUACUUGUCAAUGGCAUGCUAGAUGCUCUUAAGAGUCUGCUGCCCACCAGUAAUCAUGUGCAAACUGCAGUAGAUAGUAAAAUGGGUUUUCUAAUUGAUGCCACAUGCCAGUUUGAUGCUAAUAGAAAUCCACUGCCGCUGGAUAAACUGACUCCAAACUCUAUUAAAAUCGCUUUAAUGGUCAUUGAUUUCCAUGACAUUUGUCAUGGCACGCAUCGUUGUGCCAGCGGUAUAGCGAAUCUAACUUUUGAUAUGCUGGAACGGAGUGGAUAUCAGGUUAUAGCAGUGCCCUAUAAUGAGUUUAGCACCAGUGACAAGUUACUGAAGCGCGUUCAGUAUUUGGAGGCUAAAUUUAAGGCCGUUGUUGUUAGUAGCAAAUAAAUUUAAUUUUUCAAACUGUUAAUGCAAAA
Molecule: messenger RNA, 1873 nt
Organism: Drosophila busckii
Lineage: Eukaryota; Metazoa; Arthropoda; Insecta; Diptera; Drosophilidae
Product: FAST kinase domain-containing protein 4
Exons: 6
Coding region: 120-1844 (574 amino acids)
Biological process (GO): regulation of mitochondrial mRNA stability
Source: RefSeq, a predicted model, not a curated record